Echinops telfairi (small Madagascar hedgehog) is the source of this 1719-nucleotide messenger RNA. It is a transcript of the gene CUNH1orf52, whose product is annotated as chromosome unknown C1orf52 homolog. The record is from RefSeq and is a predicted model, not a curated record. NCBI's taxonomy places the organism in Eukaryota, Metazoa, Chordata, Mammalia, Afrosoricida, Tenrecidae. The transcript is spliced from 3 exons. Bases 1 to 549 code for a protein of 182 amino acids.
AUGGCAGCCGACGAGAAGGAUCCUCUGAGUUAUUUCGCAGCCUACGGCAGCAGCAGCUCUGGCUCCUCGGAUGAGGAGGACAACAGCGAGCCGGAGGAGGCGAGUCGGCAGGCCCCGGAUCCAGCGAAAUCGGCCAGCGGCUGUGGAAACAAGGCGGAGAAGCGGCUGCCGGGACCCGACGAGCUGUUCCGGAGCGUGACUCGGCCGGCCUUUCUGUACAAUCCGCUCAACAAGCAGAUAGACUGGGAGAGGCACGUGGUGAAGGCGCCUGAGGAGCCUCCCAAAGAAUUCAAAAUAUGGAAGUCAAAUUUUGUCCCACCUCCCGAGAGCUACACGACGGAGAAGAAACCGCCACCCCCAGAGCUGGAUAUGGCAAUCAAAUGGUCUAACAUAUAUGAGGACAAUGGCGACGAUGCCCCCCAGAAUGCUAAGAAAGCCAGGCUUCUGCCAGAAGGCGAGGAGACCGUGGAAUCCGAUGAUGAAAAAGAAGAGCAUAUGUCUAAAAGGCGUAAGAUGGAAUCAGGAGAACCAGCAAAGAAGAAAAAAUAGAAAACAACAAACGUGAAUUUCUGGACUGCGGAACUUGUUGAAGUGUUUCUUUGGACAUAAUUAAAGUUGAUACUGUAAAUUAAGUAUUAUCCUAGAAACUUUCCAUUGAAGAAUUCAUUUUUAUUUAAAAGUCAAAUGGUGACUUGUGAUUGUGGAAUUGACAGCACUUGGAAGCAUUCUCAUUAUCACAGAAUUGAUGACAUGCUUUCAGAGUUUUGGCAUGUUGAUAAGUCAUUGUUCUAUGAACCUUUUAUAAAGGAAUAUUUUUAAAAUAUAUUGUAAUGCACUAUGAACUUGUAGGGUGCUUUUCAACAGUGUUUGUAUAGUGUAAAUAGAUCAUGGAAAUAAAAGUGCUUAUUCGAUUUAACUAUUACUGUACAACAUAAACAUUUGAAUAUUUGUUAUAAGUCCCCCUUUUACAAGGUGUUUUAGGUUGUAAAGGUGUUACCGUUUUUAGGGCAUGCUCUCUAUGGUCCAGGUGCUUUGUGCAUAUGUUACCUGUUCCUUUACCUAGUAAAGCAGUAGUGUCCUUUUACAAUAGAGAUUAACUUGUCCAAUGUUAACACAGCUAGUGAGUGUUGAAUUUGAGAUUUCACCUAGGAUACUGGAACCCCAAAAUCAUCGCACUAAACCACCUAUUCAUCAGUCAAAUUCACCUGUCUCUUAAGGAUUGCAUCAAUGGCCACUUCUCCCCCAGGUACUUUUCUAUAGUACUUACUAGAAAUCCUUUCCUCCCUUGAUUGUAUUACUGGACUUAGCACCUAUUCCUUAUAUUAUGUUUACUCAUUUAUUUCCCUGAUAAGUAGUUUACUGAAGACAGAGUCAUGCGGCAACUAAAAAUAAAGAUGGCUCAGUUAACUUAAGUGUCAGAUAAUCUCCUGGUAUUUACAAUAUUUGGGAUAUAUACUCCAAAUUUAUCAUCUGAAAUUUAAAUGCAACUGGCUGUCUUGCAUUUUAUCUGGCCAUCCUACUACAUUUUUUCCCCCCAUAGUUUUUAAAUCUUCCUUCUCCCUACUUCCUUUGGCUUUUUUUAACCCGAUCUUAUAUUUGAAUGUUUUACAUACAGUCUUUAAGGCAAUUUAGGGGAAAUAUGCCCUUUGAUUUGAGUUCUACAGUCGAAAAUGCAGAUAUUGUUUGUGACAUUUCAGAUAAUAAAGAGUUUAUAACAUA